AUGAGAAGAAAGCAGAGAAAGUUAACAGCCAAUGAGUUGGCAAACCAAUGGCAAGGGAGGUAUAUCAAUGAGGUGCUCCAGGAGAACAAAGACAAGGACAAGACAACAACGACCCACCCAUAUCUCACAAUUUCCGCUAAUGCCGUCGCCGUAUUGGUCUCACUAAUGCGUGAUAUAACCGUUCGUGUAUUGGUCACCUCUAGAGACAUGCUUCAAAGUAGAGGCAAGAAAUUGCUAUCAGGUCGCGACAUAUACUAUUCAUCACUCAUUCAUCUUUCCGAGUUGAAGACUAGGAAGAUUCAAUUGAUGGAUGCCAUCAGGCAAGUGAACGUUGUCUCAAUCGAGGCAAACAAGAGACAAAGAAAGUUCCGAGAGAUGUGUCGCCAAACCAAGUGGUUCGCACGCAUGCGCCGAGACGUAUCGCGCAACCUCGCCAACAUGGUUCACUACCUCCUGAACCUUAUCAUUCGACUGUCCUUGGAGCAAGCCAAAGUUGAUAAAAAGACACGAUUGACUCCUAAUCAUAUUGGCCGUGCCUUGCAUCAUGAUGAUGAGUUGAAUAAUCUGUUCAGAGGUGUGACCAUCCCACAAACAAACGUGCGUCUUGGAUACAACAAUCAAAAGAUCAAAGCAGAGCAUGCUGGUACUCCAACUGAAUGGAUGAACUAA
Molecule: messenger RNA, 669 nt
Organism: Acytostelium subglobosum LB1
Lineage: Eukaryota; Evosea; Eumycetozoa; Acytosteliales; Acytosteliaceae
Exons: 2
Coding region: 1-669 (222 amino acids)
Molecular function (GO): protein heterodimerization activity
Source: RefSeq, a predicted model, not a curated record